CUGGCAGCAUCUUUCUCCGCGGCUGGCCAGGGCGCCGGGUGGGCGGAUGCAGGAGGCCGCGGGGAGCAGCUCGGCGCCGCUGCCGCCGGCGGGAGGCCAGCGGCGGGAGCUUCACCCAGCUGGUCCGCAGCCAGUGAGGUCCCUCCAGGUGGCCAUGCUGAAUGGGGAGACGAGCAACUCUGCAGCCAGGAAUGUGGUUCGCAGCUCCAGCAUCAGUGGAGAAAUGUACAACAUAGAGAAGAGUAAUGGUGGCAAUUCCGAUUCAGCAAGUCUUUCCUCCACUAAGAAGCGGCGAUCCAGCCUGGGGGCCAAGAUGGUGGCUAUUGUGGGGCUGUCACAGUGGAGCAAGAGUACUAUGCAGCUCAAUCAUCCUGAUGGUGGCUUAAAGAAACUUCGAAGUAACAUUCGUCGCAGCACCGAAACUGGGAUUGCUGUGGAGAUGAGAAACAGGGUCACCCGUCAAGGCAGCCGGGAGUCAACCGAUGGAAGUACUAACAGCAACAGCUCUGAUGGCACAUUUAUUUUCCCCACAACCAAGCUGGGAGUUGAAAGCCAGUUCAGUGACUUCCUAGAUGGUCUUGGACCAGCGCAAAUUGUAGGGCGACAAACACUGGCUACUCCACCAAUGGGUGAUGUCCAUGUUGCAAUGAUUGAUCGGAAUGGACAGCUAGAAGUGGAAGUGAUAGAAGCCCGAGACCUCACACCCAAACUAGCAGCCAAAUCUUUUCCUUCCACGUACGUUAAAGUAUAUCUGCUGGAAAAUGGGGCUUGCUUGGCUAAGAAGAAAACAAAGACUGUCAAGAAGAACUUUGACCCACUCUACCAGCAGGCCCUUCUAUUUGAUGAGGGCCCUCAGGGUAAAAUGCUACAGGUGAUUGUCUGGGGGGAUUAUGGUCGCAUGGACCACAAGUGCUUCAUGGGGAUGGCUCAGAUUGUCCUAGAUGAGCUGGACCUGUCCAGUGUAGUGACAGGAAAUACUGAUUGGCUCAGCCCUCCAUACGCAACUGUUAACGAGCUGCCUCCCGAUGAAAGAGGAACUGAAAAGCUUUCCAGGUCAUGUGGAUGUUCUGCCAUUGGUAUGUUAUGCAACUUUAGGUUAGGAAAUCUGGGACUGCAAUUUGCAAUGUUUUUAUUUUGGAAAUGUUACAGUACUUCAUUUUUAGUGGGCCUGGUGGCACAAAGUCGUUAUAAAAAAGAUUCCGUGUCUGCUUCUGGAAAGCUAUCUGCUCUGUCAUUUUAAACUGCAACCUUGGACUAACCUGAUCCACUAACUGAAAAAACCACUGGGCCAACCCAUGGCAUUCUAGCUUACUGCAUAGCAUUCCGGGAUGUUGGCAGGAGUACAGGUAGUCCUCACUUAACAACCAGUGACUUAAUGACCAUUCAAAGUUAUAACGGACCACUCACAAGAUAUUUGAGACCCAAUUUCAAAGUUACAAUGGCCGCACACCCUCUUGGUCACAUCAUUGUGUUUUGGGCACUUUGCAGCCAGCUUGCCUUUAUGACCAUCUGCAGUGUCCAUAUGACCGUGUUUUUUUAAACUUUUUUUUUUUUGCCAAUUUCUGGUGUUUACUUCUGAUUCUGGCAAAAAUCUCUCACUGGAUAAAACAGAUUCAGUUAACGAAUGCCAUGUUCACGUCAUGAUCAUUGCAAAAAAGGUCAUAAACCUAGGCACCUGUUGUGACCUGCUUAAAGACCACAACAACUUACAACCGUUAAUUCCAGCUUUAAUUAUGGUUGUUACGCUGAGGACUACUUGUAGUUCUGGGCCUCCUUGUCCUCCUUGUCCUUCCAAUACAAAAUUAGGUUCAACGUUUCCCUGCAUCUACCGUAACUGAAAAGAUCUUACUACACAACAAACCAUUAUUUCUUAUUAAUGACCUCCGUGAUAAACCUCCAUGUUCAAGAAGCACAAAUAACUGAUUUAGCAGGAAAUAGUGAAAUCACAGGCAGUUUCCAGCUCUCCUCCUGAUGGAAAAAGGCCUGCUUACUAUUUAUUCAGCAACGAUGCAACAAAUACUUAGAAAAGAAAGAAGCGUGCCAGCA
Molecule: messenger RNA, 2046 nt
Organism: Ahaetulla prasina
Lineage: Eukaryota; Metazoa; Chordata; Lepidosauria; Squamata; Colubridae
Gene: RIMS3
Product: regulating synaptic membrane exocytosis 3
Exons: 8
Coding region: 47-1240 (397 amino acids)
Biological process (GO): calcium ion-regulated exocytosis of neurotransmitter; regulation of synaptic plasticity; regulation of membrane potential
Cellular component (GO): cytoskeleton of presynaptic active zone; presynaptic membrane
Molecular function (GO): small GTPase binding; transmembrane transporter binding
Source: RefSeq, a predicted model, not a curated record